This is a messenger RNA of Cylicocyclus nassatus, 492 nucleotides long. NCBI's taxonomy places the organism in Eukaryota, Metazoa, Nematoda, Chromadorea, Rhabditida, Strongylidae. The record is from the annotation of a GenBank genome assembly.
GUCAUAAACUGGGAAAAUAGUGUUGCCUGUGCGGAAACGCAGCGUUCCACGGGCGGGAGUUUAAGAGGAAGAAGCGAUCGGAGCAAAGCCAUUGUGUCGAACCGAGACGAUGUGGACGCGUGUGCUCAUUCUUUGUCUUCUUGCUGUCGCUGCUCAGGGAUUUGUAUACAAACGACAACCGAUUAACCAACCAGCGCAGGAAUACCGUGCUCGCUAUCAACAGAGCCAAAAUGUUGGCUAUCCUAUCAGAGAACGUCAAGCUGUGCUGGAUGAGUUUCACGACAAGAUCAAUGGAUUGAAGGAAGGAUGCUUCCCUCGACCAAAGGGAUGUCUCUGCGUAAUUGGAAAAACUGCCGAAGGACGAGACAUCACAGAGCGUCGUAUGAGGGACGCUGACUGCCGUAGUCAAUAUUGGACAAGGUUUUGACAAAAAUGAAUAAAAACUUUCUUAUUUCAUAGGCAGUGAUCAGACACAACUUGUUCAGAACAAAC